UAAGGCUUCCAUGGCAAGUGUCUUGAGGUCCACGGAUCUUAAGAACAUGAGCUGUUGAAGAAGCUCCUCUAUUUAAGCUCGCCUUUUCCCCUUUGCUCUACUUUCUUAACUGCUCUCUUCCAAUUUUUUGUUUUCAAGCACAAACUAUCUCUCUCACUUUCUCAUCAUCCCCUCGAUCUUCUAGUAUCCUUCCUUGGCUUUUCAUAUACAAAUAUUUUUAGCAGGCUGUGUAAAUAUUUAGGCUUGUGAUAUAUAUAUAUUUACAUCUUGUGGCCGGGGUUGCGAAUACUGGGUUUGAUUUGUAUUCCUUCAAUCCUAUACAUAUAUAUAGAAAUCAAACUAGCUAGCUAGCUAGCAAUUAAGUUUAUUCUUAUGGAAGAGGCAAUCGUGGUAAACAAAGGAGAGGACCUCAUCGAUUUGCCUCCAGGCUUUCGAUUUCAUCCCACGGAUGAGGAGAUUAUAACUUGUUAUCUUACGGAGAAGGUGGUGAAUAGCAACUUCAGUGCAAGUGCUAUUGGAGAAGCUGAUCUGAAUAAGUGCGAGCCCUGGGAUUUGCCAAAGAAAGCCAAGAUGGGAGAGAAGGAAUGGUACUUCUUUUGCCAGAGAGAUAGGAAGUAUCCAACAGGCAUGAGAACGAAUCGAGCAACGGAAUCUGGAUAUUGGAAGGCCACCGGAAAGGAUAAAGAGAUAUACAAGGGGAAAGGCCGCCUUGUUGGGAUGAAGAAGACCCUUGUGUUCUAUAAAGGAAGAGCUCCAAAAGGAGAAAAAAGCAACUGGGUUAUGCACGAGUACCGACUAGAAGGCAAAUUCGCCUACUUCAAUCUUCCCAGGGCUGCAAAGGAUGAAUGGGUUGUCUGCAGAGUUUUCCACAAGAACAGUAGUACAGGAAUCAGAAAGAGCUCAGCCCCAGAGGAGCUGCUGAGGAUGAACUCUUUUGGGGAUGAUCUCUUGGAUUGUUCUUCACUCCCACCUCUCAUGGAUCCUCCAUUUAACGCUAACCCUGCCUACUUCUCAAUGAGGGAGAACAACCAGCAUGAUCAGAAGAUAAUCUUCCAGCUUCCCACCAAUAAUAUUUACCAAAAUAGUAAUCCGAAUCCGAGUUCGAGUCUAUAUCCUCAAACUCCUACUAGUUUCUCCUUUGACCCAAAUCCAAACCCCGCGGCGGGUUAUAAUUUGCACCAAGGCUACGGCUUUGGAGUGGGUGAUCAUCAACAACAGGGAACAUCUGGAUCUGGAUUAGAAAGGCAGUGCAAGGUGGAGCAGUUCUCAUCUAAUAAUCAGUCCAUGCUCAGCCGCUCACAGGACACCGGGCUUAGCACUGACAUGAACGCCGAGAUUUCGUCUGUUGUUUCGAAGCAAGAUAUUGUAGGAAGCAACAGGUCUUACCAUGAUCACCUUCAUCAGGGUCCAUCCAAUAUUGGCCCCAUUGCAGAUUUGGAUUGCUUGUGGGACUACUGAAGAGUACAAAAUAAGCUUGUUCCUUAAUUAUUUUCUUUAUUUAGGUUAUUGUUUGAUUUCAAAUAUACAUGAGUCGCUUCCAAUAGGUAUAAUUAGUCAGAAGAUGUUUUUGGACACAAACUAUUCAUCAUGUCCAAACCUUUUCCGAUUGCAUUUUUAUUAUAAUUCAUAGAUCAGAUACCAAUGAAAUUAAUAUUUCAUCACCAUAAACUCA
Messenger RNA from Corylus avellana, 1672 nucleotides. It is a transcript of the gene ANAC087, whose product is annotated as NAC domain containing protein 87. The record is from RefSeq and is a predicted model, not a curated record. NCBI's taxonomy places the organism in Eukaryota, Viridiplantae, Streptophyta, Magnoliopsida, Fagales, Betulaceae. Gene Ontology annotation, biological process: regulation of DNA-templated transcription. Gene Ontology annotation, molecular function: DNA binding.